AUGACAGGACUUGGUGUACCAGGUGUAUUUAAACUAGUUAUGGGGAAAUGGUUUUCUCGAAUAACGUAUACAGGUGUUUACUUGGGAGUAUUUGAGAAAUUAUCUACGACGGAACCAAAACUGGCUGAGGAGGUGUCCCGUGAAAUUAAGGUACAUACAGAUACACUUUAUAGGCUCCUUCGGGCACUAUCAUUAAUAGGCUUAGUAGAAGAAAAUGAAGAAUAUAAGUUUCUAUUAAAUGAAGACGGUUCAAUUUUACGCAAAGAUCACCCAAUGUCGUUAAGAGGACUCUUUUUAUUCGAGGAAAGUUUAGAGCAUCUUGUUUGUUGGAAACAUCUACCAGACUUUGUUAAGGAAGGUCCCAAAAAAACUGCUUUUGAGAUUGAAUUUGGAAAACCAAUUUUUGAUUAUAUGGAUGAAAAUCCAAAAUAUGCCACCAUUUUUGGAAAUGCAAUGGAUUCUAUUUCUUACAAGGAAAUUGAGGGUAUUGUCAACGUUUUGAAAGAAGGAAAUUAUUUAGACAAGAGUGGUGUUAUUUGUGACAUUGGGGGCAGUAGCGGAUAUUUUCUCGAUGUGGUUUUAAAUUCGGUAGGCAAGCCUGGUGUUAAAGGGAUUGUUAGCGAUACUGCAACGGUCAUUAAUGAUGUCAAAUCGAAUGGCAAAGAUGCCGCAUUGCUGAAAAAUCUUUCUUUUGCAGAGGUUGACAUGUUCAAGAAGGCUGUCCCUGCAGAUGUCUAUUUUGUAAAGCAUAUUCUUCAUGACUGGCCAGAUGAUAAGUGCAUAGAAAUUUUAAGACUGGCUAAGGCAGUCGCAAAUCCUGGUGCUAAAUUCAUUGCUUGUGAAGCUGUAAUCCUGGAGCCAAAUGUUCCGAGCCUUUCCAAAGUAUUGGAUAUCCAAAUGAUGCUCAUGUGUUGCGGUCGCCAAAGAACAGAAUCUGAAUUCAAGAAGCUAUAUGAAGCUGCUGGAUGGAAACUUGAAGCCGUUAAACCCUGUGGAGAUGAUUUUAUUUCUUUAGUAAUAGGCACUAUUUGA
Debaryomyces fabryi is the source of this 1032-nucleotide messenger RNA. RefSeq lists its product as uncharacterized. The transcript has a single exon. The record is from RefSeq and is a predicted model, not a curated record. Bases 1 to 1032 code for a protein of 343 amino acids. Gene Ontology annotation, molecular function: O-methyltransferase activity. NCBI's taxonomy places the organism in Eukaryota, Fungi, Ascomycota, Pichiomycetes, Serinales, Debaryomycetaceae.